AUGAAUAUGUUGGAUGAUGAAGAUGACCAAAGCUUUCACGCUACGCGUGACGGCUACUCCCAUUUGAGCGAUGUCGAAUGGGAUGCGGUUGAACGGAUGGGUUCAACCAUGGGAAUCCAUGCUGUUAGCGUCAUGCUAGAGGCUCUCAAUAGAGAUGCCCAACAUGCUACUAUCGCCAAGUUCAUUCAAAAUGAACUUGACGCUGAACGCGAGAAAUUUGAGCUGUUGAGACAGCAGCAGGCUGCUGCUGGUGGGUCGAUGCACUCGCGUCGACCCGAAACCUUGAAGAUUGACAUCUCCAAGUAUAGGGGAGUCGAAGAGGACUCCCUCUUGAGAUGGUUCGUCGAAUUGGAUGAAGCCAUAAGGGCGCGUCGCAUCGACGACGGGGAAAUGCAAGUUGCAUUUGCCCAGUCAAAUCUGGCAGGACGUGCCAAGACUUGGGCACUGGGGCUCAAGUUGCACGACCCAUAUGCGUUUGGGUCGUUGGAAGUCUUCACCGCGGCUCAGACAAACGUUUGA
Peronospora matthiolae is the source of this 519-nucleotide messenger RNA. Lineage: Eukaryota; Oomycota; Peronosporomycetes; Peronosporales; Peronosporaceae. The record is from the annotation of a GenBank genome assembly.